Molecule: messenger RNA, 2486 nt
Organism: Pseudogymnoascus verrucosus
Lineage: Eukaryota; Fungi; Ascomycota; Leotiomycetes; Thelebolales; Thelebolaceae
Exons: 3
Coding region: 515-2278 (587 amino acids)
Biological process (GO): regulation of transcription by RNA polymerase II
Molecular function (GO): DNA-binding transcription factor activity, RNA polymerase II-specific; RNA polymerase II cis-regulatory region sequence-specific DNA binding
Source: RefSeq, a predicted model, not a curated record
ACUGUCCCUACCACCCGCCCUACCACCACAUAAUCCGAUUAAUCCCCCCCCAAGACCGAACUCCCCCCAAAGAAACAUCCUACCUGACGUCACGUCGACUUCCGUCCUACAACCACAAACAAUUCAUUCAACCACCAAAGAAUAUCAACCCAAACUAUACUAUUUCUCAGCUAAUUCGACUUCAAAAUCACCCUACGCAAUUAUCACUCCAGAUGAACUAGCUGCUUAUACAUACUACCCUAAACUAAUCCCGACUCGAAACUUCAAAAACCAAGCCUCCCUCGCAUCUCCUCCCUCCGAAACCUUUCGCCUGUCAUCUGCAGAAAACACUCGUCAUAGCCCACACCUUAACACACCCGCGACCACACCAUCACCCCCAACCACCACCACCAACGUCACUGCCGUCACCGACGUCCGCCAGAGACACCACAAUAGCCUCAAUCGUCGCUUCACCCCCCCCCCCCCCAUCACGCGCGCGAACAGUCUCUCCUUCCUCCCCCUUCCCUCCCCCACAAUGGAGAAUUCUCCCACAGACACCGCGAAGAAGGAGAUCCCGUCGCCGACUGAGCCUGCCACAACCACCACCAGCAACACCACGCCAAUAAAGACGGACAACGAGACAAUCCCCAACAACGCCGACUCAUCAUCGACCAACGUCGACGGCGACGCCGAAACCACCGACCCGACACUCCUCCCUCCCCCACCGCGCCCAUCGUCAAACUCGGGCACCAGCAAUAACAACAACAGCAACAGCAACAGCGACACCUACUUCGCGCCGAACCAACCCGCGGCAUCACACCUCUCCUUCGAACCCAAUCCCUUCGAACACUCCUUCGCAGGCGGCGGCGGCUCCAACUCGGCAGGCGACUCCCAAACCCCCGGCGGCACCAAGCUCCCACCCGUCGCCUCCAUCACCUCACCCUCCUCCCUCCUCCCCGGCGGCGGCACAACCCCCUACCCCUGGGGCAGCUCCUCGCUGCGCACCGGCCCCCUCUCCCCCGCCAUGCUCUCCGGCCCAACCGGCGAUUACUUCGGCGACACCAACCACCUCCGCGGCGGCUUCACCCCGAACGAGUCCAGCCUGCGAACAGGCCUCACCCCAGGCGGCGGGGGCACCAUGUUCCCCACCCCCAGCCCAAACUCGCAAGCCAUCUUCAACCAGAUCGCCGCCGCCACCCCUGCGACACCAACAGUCGACUUCCACCGCUCCGCCCUCGCCGCCUCGCACCGCAAGCAAUCAGAGGCCGCGACCCCAUCAAACAUCACAUCCCAACCCCAGCGCGACGUCACAAACGGCGACCACGCCGCCACCACACCAGCAAAGCAACUCCAGCAGCAGCAGCGCGAACCCUUCGCCCAACACGACGCCAACGACGCCGCGAACGGGCUCUUCCUACUCGCCUCCCAAUCACGGACUAACUCCGUCGGCCCUGGCGCAUCAGGACAAUACGCAAUGGCGCCCCAGCAGCCCGUGCACGCGCACCCGAGCGGCGGCGGGGCGUCGCAGCCGCGCGAGCUAAGGAAUGGGAGUCGUGGCGGCGGCGGGGUAAGCGAGGGGAGCGAGGAUAGCGAGGAUAGGUCGUCGUCGAGGGUGACGAGGGGGAAGGGAAGGAAGGGUGCGGGCGCGAGGAGGAAGGCGGAGGAGGUGCCGGUGGCGAGUAAGGCGCCGCCGGCGAAGAAGGGGAAGCAUGGCGGUGGUAGCGCGGCGUCGCAGCAUUAUAUGGAGCCGGAGCCGCCGAGUGAGGAGGAGGAUGUUAAGCAGGAGGAGUAUAAUGCGAAUGGGAAGAAGAUGACGGAUGAGGAGAAGAGGAAGAAUUUCUUGGAGAGGAAUCGUGUCGCCGCCCUCAAAUGCCGCCAGCGCAAGAAACAAUGGCUCGCCAACCUCCAACAAAAAGUCGAAAUCUUCAGCUCCGAAAACGACUCCCUCACCAACCAACUCGCCAACCUCCGCGAGGAAGUCAUCCAGCUCAAAACCCGACUCCUAGCACACAAGGACUGUCCCGUCUCCCAAUCCCAGGCUAUGGGUGGGUAUUUGGGGGGUAUUGAGUUUGGAGGGGGGGCGCCGCCGGGGAUGAUGGGGCAGGGGAUGCCGGCGGGGAUGCCGGCGGGGAUGCAAGGGGGGGGGAUGCCAGCGGGGAUGCAGGGUGGGAUGCAGGGGAUGGGGGUGCAGUAUGGGAGUAUGAUGGGGCAGGGGAUGUCGGGGGGGGGGAUGCAGGGGGGUGGGGGACAGCAGCAGCAGGUUAUGGCGCAGGGGGGGGGGGAUAGGCGGUUCUCGUAGGGAGAUGGCCUGAGAUGUCCCUUCCCGUGUGACCCUGGCUGUGGGACGACGAGCGUUUGAUUCGUCCUAGCUGAUGGGAUCUUUAUGGAUGGUGAUGAGAGGGGAUAGAGGGGAGAGAGGGGAGAGAAAGUGGACACGUGCUACGAUAAUGGGUGUUGAACUGGAAACUUUUUAUGCCGGUGGACCUUACUGGCUUGGUUGGGGGGGG